Molecule: messenger RNA, 252 nt
Organism: Diutina rugosa
Lineage: Eukaryota; Fungi; Ascomycota; Pichiomycetes; Serinales; Debaryomycetaceae
Gene: DPM2
Product: Dpm2p
Exons: 2
Coding region: 1-252 (83 amino acids)
Biological process (GO): GPI anchor biosynthetic process
Cellular component (GO): endoplasmic reticulum membrane; dolichol-phosphate-mannose synthase complex
Molecular function (GO): enzyme regulator activity
Source: RefSeq, a predicted model, not a curated record
AUGCUUGACAAGUUGAUUGGGUUGGCCAUGCUCGCGGUUGCCGCCACUGUGUUUGCCUACUACACCACCUGGGUGUUCGUGUUGCCGUUUGUCGACGCCGACCUGGUGCUCCAGCUGUUCUUCUUGCCCCGGGAAUACGCCAUCAAGCUUCCGUUUCUUCUCCUCGUCAUUGCCGGGCUUGGUGUGGGGACGUUCAUUGGUAACGUUAUGGUGAAGAACGCCGCCAAGGAGAAGGCGAAGAAGAAGGCGUAA